Messenger RNA from Myxozyma melibiosi, 2040 nucleotides. RefSeq names its product pyridoxal phosphate-dependent transferase. The transcript is spliced from 2 exons. Gene Ontology annotation, molecular function: pyridoxal phosphate binding; 5-aminolevulinate synthase activity. Lineage: Eukaryota; Fungi; Ascomycota; Lipomycetes; Lipomycetales; Lipomycetaceae. The record is from RefSeq and is a predicted model, not a curated record. Gene Ontology annotation, cellular component: mitochondrion. Gene Ontology annotation, biological process: heme biosynthetic process. The coding region runs from base 57 to 1832 and encodes 591 amino acids.
ACCUCCUCCUCCUCCUCCUUCUCUUCCUCUUCAUCACCAUCCUAUAUCUCUUCAUCAUGGAGAUCCUCGCUCGCAACUCCCGCGUCUUCUGCCCCUUCCUCGGCAAGACCUCCCCCGCCACCCUCAAGGCCCUCUCCGCCUCUUCCGGCCUCAAGAGCGCUGCAAAGGAAUGCCCCGUCAUGGGUCCCGCCAUGGCCGCCCGCCAGUACUCCUCCUCCACCCCUCCCCGUGCCUUCCACGAGUCUGCCCCGACUAAGGCCAACGAGACCUCUCUCGAGUCUGUUCAUGCUAAAGUUGGCGUCUUUGACACCUCAAAGGGCAUCUGCGAGCACGGCCUCGCCGCCAUGAAGGUCGCCGCCCAGGCUACCUCCCCCGAACCCGUCGUCUCCGAGGCCUGCGAGAAAUCGGACAAGUUCAACUACGAACAGUUCUACCACGCAGAGCUGACUAAGAAGCACAACGACAAGUCCUACCGCUACUUCAACAACAUCAACCGUCUCGCCCGCGAGUUCCCCAAGGCCCACACCCACUCCGAGACCGACCGCGUCACCGUCUGGUGCUCAAACGACUAUCUCGGCAUGUCGAAAAACAAGCAUGUCCUCAAGACCAUGCACGACACCCUCGACAAGUACGGUGCCGGCGCCGGUGGCACCCGCAACAUCGCCGGCCACAACAAGUCCGCGCUCGAGCUCGAAGCCUCCCUCGCCGACCUCCACUCAAAAGAGGCCGCCCUCGUCUUUUCCUCAUGCUACGUCGCCAACGACGCCACCCUUUCCACCCUCGGCUCGAAAUUGCCAAACUGUGUUAUUCUCUCCGACCAGCUCAACCACGCUUCCAUGAUCCAGGGUAUCCGUCACUCCAACGCCCGCAAAAUCGUCUUCAAGCACAACAACCUUGAGGAUCUUGAAAACAAGCUCAAGAGCCUUCCUCUUGACGUUCCCAAGAUUAUCGCUUUCGAGUCUGUCUACUCCAUGUGUGGCUCGGUCGCUCCUAUCAAGGAGAUCUGCGACCUUGCUGAAAAGUACGGUGCCAUCACCUUCCUCGACGAGGUCCACGCGGUUGGCAUGUACGGCCCCAACGGUGCCGGUGUCGCCGAGCACCUCGACUUUGAUGCCCACGCCCAGGGCCGUCCCGACGAGACUGUCAUGUCCCGUGUUGAUAUCAUCACCGGAACCCUUGGAAAGGCCUACGGCGCCGUCGGUGGCUACAUCGCCGGCUCUGCCUACUUUGUUGACAUGAUCCGCUCGCUCGCCCCUGGCUUCAUCUUCACUACCUCUCUCCCUCCUGCCAUCAUGGCCGGUGCUCGCACUGCCAUCGAGUACCAGAAGAAGACCCUCACCGACCGUGUUGCUCAGCAGACCAACACCCGCUACGUCAAGUCGAGACUCGCCGAGCUCGGCAUCCCCGUUGUUCCCAACCCUUCGCAUAUCGUCCCCAUCCUUGUCGGUGAUGCUGAGACUGCCAAGAUUGCCUCUGACAUGCUUCUCGAGCGUUUCGACAUCUACGUCCAGGCCAUCAACUACCCGACCGUCCCUGUUGGUGAGGAGCGUCUUCGCGUGACUCCUACUCCCGGCCACGGCCCCGAGCUUGCUGAGAACCUUGUCAGCGCUCUCGAGACUGUCUGGAAGGAGCUCAACUGCAAGCGCGUCGCUGACUGGGAGGCCGUCGGUGGCCUUGCUGGUGUUGGUGUCAAGGACGCUAAGCCGGUCCAGCCUAUCUGGACUGAUGCGCAGCUUGGCCUUGCCUCGUCUCCCUCUGAGAUUGAGGCACCCAACUCCAGCAUUCUGCUCGAGGAGUCUGAGAAAGUCGCCGCUGUCAGCGUUUCCGCCUAAGUGUUGAACGAUCAUUUUGUUUUGAUUUUUGCUUAAUUUUUUUCUUUCUUUUGCUAUUUUGGAAUGAGGAGGUCUUUCGUUGAUGAUGUUGCAAGUAAAAGUGGUUAUUUGUGCUGCGCUUUUGUAUGAUUACAAUUGUUUAGUGCUGAAUAAUGUGGAGAUGAGAACCGGUGUCUGAAUGAACAUAACAAUUUCGUUUCAUUAGUUA